Molecule: messenger RNA, 2260 nt
Organism: Nicrophorus vespilloides
Lineage: Eukaryota; Metazoa; Arthropoda; Insecta; Coleoptera; Silphidae
Product: protein cueball
Exons: 5
Coding region: 144-1793 (549 amino acids)
Source: RefSeq, a predicted model, not a curated record
GUGCAACGAUCAACAGCAUUUUGCUCGUGGAAGUGUGCGUGAAUGUAAUGCGCCUCGUACCAGAACCUGUCCUCUUCUUUUCCAACAUAACCAAAUUAUUUUUAGCCAAAUACUAAAACCACACACACAUAUAUAAAUUUAAAAUGUUCUUUACAAUAUCCUUGAUAUCAAUGUUCGCCGUUUCCAUCACCGGAUCUGAACCCUACGACCAUCCAUGGGAGUUGGCUAUAGCAAUUGAAGAUCGAGUGGAAUUGUUAAGUGCCAAUGGAACGUUAAUGGGAACUGCCCUCCCUAGAUUCAUUCAAUUGAAAGCACUGACCUAUGAUCUAGCCAGAAACCAGUUCGUUGUCAGUGACGAAGACAUUGACAAAAAGAAUGAUACAAUCUAUUCCUUCCAUCUUACACAAGAGACUGAUAUUUUUCCUAUAAUAAACCAACUUCCAGACGACGUUCAGGGCUUAGCGAUCGAUCCCGUUGAAGACGUGCUGUAUUGGACCGAUGCCAUCCACAAAACCAUCAAUGGAAUUUCUUUGAAUAAGAAGGGAGAAUCGUCGACGCUACUACAUUUCGCUAAAGAAGUUCCACAGGACAUCACCAUCGAUAGUUGCAAGAAAUUUUUGUAUUGGACCAACGCGAACGACGCGAAGCCAACGAUAGAGAAAGUUUCGUUGGAUGGAACAGAGAGGAAGAUUUUGAUAAGCGAUGAUCUCUUCAGGCCAACAGGAAUCGCCGUCGAUCAAGUCGCGGAGAGGUUGUACUGGGCCGACAUCGGAAAGGGAAUAUACUUUAGGAUCGAGAGUUCGAAUCUGGAAGGCAAAGAUAGGAAAGUCUUGUACAAAGGUACACACCAAGAUCCAUACAGGAUAGCAGUGGCUGAUAAAUACGUGUAUUGGACGGAUGUUGUUGGGAACGCGAUUUGGAGAAUGAGCAAGUCAGGUGAUGGUUUCGAGCCCGAGAAGAUAUCCGUGUUCGAGGAGAAACCAAUGGGUUUAUUAACUAAUAACUUAGUAUAUUAUGGGAACAAUUGCAAGGAAUUAGAUAUAGCUAUUAUGGAGAAUAGUAAUAAGAGCUCGGUCUUCUAUGAAGUGCCGAAGGACGAGGAAAAGCCAGUUUGUAAGGAUUGUCUUAACGGUGGACAAAUGUCUGAAGACUGCACAUGCAGCUGCAAACGCGGUUUCACCGGUAAUAGAUGUGAAAAUUACGUUUGUCACAAUUACUGUGUCAACGGAAACUGCAGGCUAAACUCAAUGGGAAACCCGAAAUGCCACUGCCCUUCUGGUCAUUCAGGAGUUAGAUGCGAAAGCAACGUUUGCGACCAAUACUGUUUGAAUGGUGGCCUGUGCAACGCGUUUUCUUCUAAACCCGUUUGCGAAUGUCCUCCAGAUCACCAAGGGUAUCGAUGCGAGUUCAUCAUCAGUAAUGUAACAACGGUGGAAACGUUGCUUCAACAGGAAACCGGAAUGUUCGAUUUUACUCAAAUGAUCAUGAUAGUAUCAAUCAUCUCAAGUGUCUUUAUAGUAAUUAUAUUAACGCUGGCGAGGUACGCUUACAAUUUGAAAAAGACUCGACCAAGGAUCAAGAAAACAAUUGUCGUCAACAAGAACGUUACUCCGCUUACGUACAGGCCACAGCCACCCACGGAACAAUGCGAAAUCACCAUCGAGAAUUGUUGCAAUAUGAACGUCUGCGAAACGCCAUGCUUUGAGCCUCCGCAAUUCAGAGGUUUAUCCUCCAAGAAAGAUGAGAAGAAAAAUCUGCUGGCCAACAUGGAGAACCCGGAUGAUGCAUAUUGACAAGUUCGAAGAAUUUUAAACUUUAUGGGUAGGCUGUGACUUCCAAAAAAAAUUAAGAGUAUUACCGUUGUUAAGUUUUAAUAUUUAUAUUUAUAUACGCGAAAAAACACUGUAUAAACGACUUUAGUACCUUUACAAAGAAAAAGAAACUUAACAAAAUAUAUAAAACAACAAAUCAGAUGUGUUCAAGCUAAUUGCGCAGCUAAAUGCAUUCCGGGGACAGCAAUAACCAAAUAAAUCCCCGGAAAAGAAGACAGAGAAUCUCGUAGCAUAAACUUAACUUAUUAUUAAAAAUCCAUGACACUUCUUUCUUUAUUUUUUUCUGUUUAGUUGAAUUUGCUCAAGUCAGUACUUAAUUUAUAUAUUAAAGGCAAGAAAAAGACAGCACUUUAUUUCUUUUCGAGUAAAGAAUUGUAUAUUAAUUGUUUUGAAUCAUGUUGCAUUCGAAUUUGUUGAAAUACUUUCGU